Messenger RNA from Suillus subaureus, 1057 nucleotides. RefSeq lists its product as uncharacterized. The transcript is spliced from 8 exons. The record is from RefSeq and is a predicted model, not a curated record. NCBI's taxonomy places the organism in Eukaryota, Fungi, Basidiomycota, Agaricomycetes, Boletales, Suillaceae. Gene Ontology annotation, cellular component: endoplasmic reticulum-Golgi intermediate compartment; extracellular exosome. Gene Ontology annotation, molecular function: calcium ion binding. Bases 178 to 933 code for a protein of 251 amino acids.
UGAAAGUCUUGACCGCACUUUCUGUUCAUAUUCUUUUCGUGUUGCUCGUCUCAGCACAUGGCGGCCAUGAAGACUCAGAACAGAGCGCGAAAAUAGCUAAUGCAGGCUACGCCAUUCGACAUGUAUGGGUGACCCACACAUUGAUUCUGACUGGCGCUGAUCCUUCAUUGUCUGUAGAUGGCUACAGAACACCAUAUUGACUCCUUCGACAUUGAGAGUUUCUUCCAGCUUCAUGACCUGAACAGAGAUGGCGUAUGGGACAGGGAAGAAAUUGAAGCUAUAUACGGCGUCCAUCAUGUGUACUCACAAAAGAAGUCAAAGGACGACAUUGAACAUCAGAGGAAGGCUGAUCACGUUGCGGAUACUGUACUCAAGCUCUUGGACAAGGACGGAGACAGCAAGGUCACGUCAGAGGAGUUCGCCGCUGUUGGGACAAGUGGCCUGCCGAGUUUUGAUGACAUAGGCGCAGAGGGACACCAUUACGACGUAGAAAGCGAGUUUUUCUUACAUCACGAAGAACAAUAUCACUCGACGCCUGAGACGCAAACCGAUGAAUCAUACACCCAUCCCGAAGACGUUGAACACUUUUCACAGCACGUAGCUAUUGAACGUGAAGAAGCAGAGCGAGAGGCCAAAUUUCAAGGGAUCACAGUUGAGGAAGCCAUUCGCGCACAUGAAGAGCUUCCCGCAGCCCGUGCACCCCCCGCUGAGAGCGCGCCAAAGCCCAAAAUCACCCGAGGAGUCCCGCCAGAGAAGCAGGAUCCAGUGGUCAAGUACAAAGAUAUUGGCAAGGAGAGUAACAGCCAGUCAGAAUGGGGGACCGGAGAACAAGGCUACAAGCAACCUAACACACCGGUAGAGAAAACGAGGAAGAACCUCCCAUACAAGGAACGUAUGCAGUAUAAAUUCCGACGGAAUUGGGGAGAUUUCUGAUGAGAUAUCUGCUGAUUUCUAUCCGCUGCUUUCCUUAGGAAUCCAUUCGCAUCUAUGUAUACCCAUGUGCUUUGCGUAUAGAACAGCGAACAGAACCCAUGUACAUCCUAGAGAGACAACCAAA